Molecule: messenger RNA, 2206 nt
Organism: Phragmites australis (common reed)
Lineage: Eukaryota; Viridiplantae; Streptophyta; Magnoliopsida; Poales; Poaceae
Product: xylan O-acetyltransferase 5-like
Exons: 5
Coding region: 286-1899 (537 amino acids)
Cellular component (GO): Golgi apparatus
Molecular function (GO): O-acetyltransferase activity
Source: RefSeq, a predicted model, not a curated record
GCAAGGCAGAUGCCCCUCCUCUCUCUCCAUUCCGCAUUUCCGGGCCUGACCCUACCCCACCUCCUCUCUCUACCUCGUCCUCGUCAUCUUCUCCGCACCUCCCCCCUCCCUUCUUGUAGAGCCUCAUAAACAAGGGUCAUCAAAGAAAGGGAGGCGAACAGAGCGAAAGCAAAGCCGCCGCUGUCUGCACUCUGCAGCCGCGGAGCCAAUCAUACGAGGGGAGAUAAAGGAGGCGAGGCCUUCAUUCGAUUCGAUCGAUCCGUGUGGAGCAGCCAGCCGGAGGCGAUGCGGAUCCCGCGGCGGAAGGGCGGGGCGGGGCCGCUGGCGGUGGGGGCGCCCAGCCUCCGAGUGCAGGUGGCCGCGGUGUUCGCGCUCGCGGUCCUGCUGGGGGUCUCCGUGCUCUACGACAGCGCGCACAUCGCCGCCUCGCUGCGCCGCCACGGCGGCGGGGGCCCACGAGCGUACGCCAAGCCCUCCGGCGGCGCCUCCACCACCACAAGGGUCAGCAGCUACUGCGGCGGCGCUUACUUCUCGGUUGGUCGGCUGCUACCUAACACACUAUCUAAUCCUCGUGGUGGGUUCUCCGUGCAGGAGGAGGCGAGCGCGCGCGCGCCGCCGGCGCAGGGAGCGGAAUCAGCGGCGGCGGAGGGCACAGAUCGGGCCGACCCGCCCCCGCACCAGCAGCAGCGCCAGGAGGAGGAGGAGGAGGCCAUGGCGAAGCCUGGAGCUGCGGCGGGGAGCUCGCAGCAGGAGGCGGCGUUGCUCGAGGGGGUGGUGGAGGGAGGGGGUCGCGGCGGGGAGGAUCCGGGGACGUGCGACCUGUACAGGGGCCGGUGGGUGUACGACGAGGCCCGCGCGCCGCUGUACAAGGAGUCCGGCUGCGAGUUCCUCACGGAGCAGGUCACCUGCAUGCGCAACGGCCGCCGUGACGACGACUACCAGAAGUGGCGGUGGCAGCCCGACGGCUGCGACCUCCCCAGGUUUGAAGCUAAGUUGCUUCUAGAGAAGCUAAGGAACAAAAGACUGAUGUUUGUGGGCGAUUCGCUGAAUCGGAACCAGUGGGAGUCCAUGGUGUGCCUGGUCCAAUCAGAGGCUCCAUGGGACAAAAAGUCGCUUGUCAAGAAUGGUUCUCUGAAUGUGUUCCGUCUUCAGGAGUACAAUGCAACAGUUGAGUUCUAUUGGGCUCCUUUCCUAGUCGAGUCAAACUCAGAUGAUCCAGACAUUCAUAGCAUCAGUGACCGCAUGAUCAAGCCAACAUCUAUUGCCAAGCAUGCAGCAAACUGGGAAGGGGUGGACUAUUUGAUCUUCAAUACCUACAUUUGGUGGAUGAACACACCAAACAUGAAAACUUUGCGUGGUGGAUCUUUUUCAAGGAAACCGGUUAAGUACGGUGAAAUGGAACGUGUCGUUGCAUACCGGAAGGUCCUCAAGACAUGGUCUAGAUGGGUAGAAGAGCACAUAGAUCCGAAAAGAACAACGGUCUUAUUCAUGAGUGUGUCACCUGUACAUAUGCAGAGCGAAGGUUGGGGCAGCCCUAAUGCCAUAAAAUGCUUCUCUGAGACACAGCCGGCAAUUAAUUACACAAAAACAUUGGAGCUGGGCACGGACUGGGAUCUGUUCGCGGUGUCUCAGCGUGUGACAAAAUCUAUGAAGAAGGUGCCCGUGCACUUCAUCAACAUAACAGCAUUGUCAGAGAUCCGCAAGGAUGCCCAUACCUCUGUGCACACGCUGCGGCAGGGGAAGCUCCUGACGAAGGAGCAGAAGGCAAACCCAAGAAAGUUCGCGGACUGCAUCCACUGGUGCCUCCCUGGCGUGCCAGACACAUGGAAUGAAUUCGUUUAUGGCCACAUUGUGUCGAGCGCUCCGCGGCAGAUGAUCGAGGAUCAAUCUCACAGAUAACAGUGAAAAUGCCUAUCUGAGUUCUGGUAGCUCGUUUUAGUGAGGAAAGAUUUGUGAUUGAGGCCAUAAAUUAUUUUUUCUAGGUCUAGAAGUCUAUGCUGUUGGUUCACCUAGCAUUUGUUGGAAGGUAGGAUCACACUAUAGCAAAAACGUAGCUAUGACAGCCAAGGUCACCUGAGUAGCGUUAUCACACUAUCUGAAUGUGGUUGUUUGAGGGGAAAUGCUACUGUGCUUCUCAUCUGAAAACGGAUCGUAUCUCGCUGACACAUGUAUAUAAGUUCAUCAAUUUCCUUCAUGAGAUUGUUUA